This is a messenger RNA of Letharia columbiana, 4521 nucleotides long. RefSeq lists its product as uncharacterized. The record is from RefSeq and is a predicted model, not a curated record. Bases 1 to 4521 code for a protein of 1506 amino acids. The transcript has 4 exons. Lineage: Eukaryota; Fungi; Ascomycota; Lecanoromycetes; Lecanorales; Parmeliaceae.
AUGGCACCUCAUCCCCCAGAUGAUCAUGACCAAAAGCCAAGGGACCAGAGUAUCGAGAACAUCCAUCUCAUGGACUUCAGUAUCGACAAUAAUUUAGACGGAGAUGAGAAUCUUCUAGGGCAACGAGAUGCUGCAUUUCAAGGCCACUGGCCAGAUUUGCGGGUCAAAACAUCUGUACAUUCAGAUACAGCAGACUCAACAGAGCAAGCAAGCGUUCUGAAAGACGCCAAGGACCACUACAAAACUAGGAUCACACGAAGCGCCGAUGGUCCAGUCCUUAAGCCAUUUUUCCAGACUUCCUUCGGGAAGCUGCCCCCAGAAAUACGGGAAAAGGUCUUCAUCGAAUUGCUCGCUACUCCACCGUCAUAUGCUGGCCAUGACUUCGUUACCAGCCCCCCGAAGCCCGAGAUGUCUCCAACAGCACCAGCACCAAAGAAGUUCGUGCAUAUCAAGGCAUCGUGGCAUCAGGUCACACGAACUUGCCGUCAGAUUUACAUUGAGUCACGCCCCGUGUUCUUUGCCUCCAAAUCUUACUAUCUGGCGGAUGCUCAAGAGUUGGAGCACUUCUUUCACUACGUUGAAGUUCCCUGGCGAACAACCUUCCGGUGUAAUACUAUCACUGCAUUAUGUCUAAAGGGUCUUGUUGCUUACCUACCCUUGUUUACUGAGAAGCAGAUUGACGACAUAUUCUCCGAUCCGACUGACAUGCUAGGCGUCUACAACACGCGGCAAGAACUCGAGGCGAUGACUUUCGAGACUCUCGAUAUUCCUCACUACUGUCCUCUGAGACGCCUCAACAGCCUCAGAACAGUCAGCCUGUGCAUGCGAGUUGGCGAAGAGAUGUUAUACGUCAAUCUCCUAUAUUUCUUGAGUGGCAUGCGGAAAGGCUUGGUAGAGUUUGUGAAUGCAUCUCACUGGUUGAUACGUCCACAGGCUCCUGAGGACGUUUGGAGAAUUCAAUAUGCUUGUUUCAUCAAUGGCGAUUUUGCAAGGGGCAAAGACAAUGAGGACGUUCCAUAUGACACGCGCUGCAUUGAACUAGAGACCACGGACAUUGACUCACGCGCACCAGAACUAAAAGAGGGUGAUGAGCGCUACGUUGAAGUUCAGAUCCAACUCGCCGCGAACCAGCAGCAGUUGCGAUAUCCCCUAGACGGAGAUGAAAACGACAUAGGGUGGGAAACAGCAUCUGAUCACAGCGACAUGGACCCAUCUACUCGAGGCUCAACCCAGGCUCCGCCUGAGGCACCACAAGACGAAGUCGAAGACAUUGCGCAGGCAGAAAUAUCAGAAAAUGACCACAUGUUCGCCGUACGUGAACCAGAGCCAAAUCGGACCAAUCAGUCUUCAUUCCUGGGGCCGCAAAGCGAAAAUCCCAGUGGCCCCCAAUCAAACUCUGAAACAGAUCAGGAGGAGGGCCAAAUCCUGUUAGGACAUGGUAGUGAAGAAUUCUCUGGUACUCAGCCGGAAACACAGUCCGACCACCAGGCCACGGAUUCUCCAUCGUCCAGACCCUCUAUACGCGUAACACACGAUGCCCCCACAGAUACUGAAGAUGAUCGAAGGUCCCUGCUCGACUCCGAAGACCCGGACAACCACGUUCAAACCGACACCAAAGCCAGCGACCCAGCGCCUCAAGUGACAGAAUGGCAGCACGAUAACGCAAUCCACGCUGAGAGUGCAACCGAAACAGACCAAAUGCAAAGAAACCCAAACACCGAAGUCAAAAGCGAGAUCCGUCGCACAAACAUCAAGUAUCUAUCGGGCCGAAAAAGACGACUCUGGUUGGAUGUUCUGGACACACCAAAUCCGUAUACGGAGGAGGAAAUGGAAUCAUAUCAGGCAUGGCAACAACUGGCUAUUGGCGAAGCCCACCAAAAGACCGAGAGACAUUCUCACCAAGGAGAACAGCCUUCUGUGCCAAUUGGAAAAAGGCAGGAGCGUCAGGCGAAGGGCCCUGGCGAGGCAAGCCAGACCGCGACUCCCAAAGAAAAGCGUCCGUCGCCAGCAUCACCACAAGGUUCCGAGAUGCCCUCCAAACCUGUCUCCAUGGGUCUUGCUCAAGCUUAUCUUGUUCUACCGGUUUGGCCGGUGCCCCUUCCGGGCUCAACGAACUGGAAGACGGCCGCAAUGAGUGGAGCGAGAUGGCCAGAGAUCACCGCCCGAGACGAUCUUCAGAUCAAAAUUGGCCAAUUGAAGACGGACAACCAAGACCUUGAGUCAUCAUUGACUUGGAAGUGGGCCGAACUGGCUGAAACCGUAAAGGCCUUAUCGGAUGCUACCGCUACUGAAGAAGCACAGGACAAGCGUACCGAGGAUCUUGAGUCUCAGGACGAUAAAGAGGCCGCCGAUGCAACGAAAGCUCUCCAAAAGGCUCAUGACUUUCUCAAAAUCGAUUUCGGAGAACUAGAGUCUUCAGCGGCAGACUGUGAAAAAACCGUGGAGGAAUACCAGAGUAUUUGCGAGGAUCUCGAACAAGAGGUCACACAACAAAAGUCCGGGACGCAAGGAUCUAAGCUGGCAAGGACAAGAAGAAAGAUCACUGAGCUGAAAAGAGAAGUGGCCGAUUUCGUGAAGGAUACCGCUGAGCUCGAAGCUCAUGCCAACACGAGGAAAGAUGUCGAGAGUCCGGAGGGAGACUUCACACAGCACGAUUCUUCCACUGACCAAUCGGCUCUCCACCUCCCUCCAAAGUCGGCAGAAAAUCUCAAGGCCGCCAACGUCUGCGGUUACUGCCGGAGCAAAGGCAUGCUCCCACAGUCAGUCAUCGUUCCAGAAACUAAUGGAAGUGUAACAGGACGGUCCGCGCAAUCAGCAGCCAAUACGCUGAGGGAUGGAAUAGUUCACCUAACCAUCCGUCAACUCGAGGAGGCUCAGAAUAAUGGGCACCAUCCGACCUCAGAGGAGAGCGCGCGUCUGUGGGAGGAAUUGAUCGUCGAAGCAUGCGAGCAAGUCUGUGGUUGCGCGCAAGUGUUACGACAACACGACGGUCGACCCCAUGUCAGACCUAAGAUCCAAGGAAAUGAGAGCUUCUUCAUAGAAGGCAAACAAUCUGCUACAUCGACUGCCCUUUCACUGAAAUCGCUCUCUCGCGUCGGCCAUAUCGGCAACCCACAGAGAGCAUUUCGCCUCCAGCAACAUUCUUUCCGCUUUCCGUCACGACAUUUCCACCUCGACCCACACUUUCGCCGGCAAGAUACCACAACAUCCACGGCCACAUACACCACAACCAUGGCACUUCUCAUGAGUCCAGAAAUCCUGAUGCGGCACCUCAGCCCCAUGCACGUGGCGAUGCCUAUUGCGGCUGCACUAUUGGGUGUUGCCGCCAACUACGGUCCUCGAAUGUUUGCAAGUCCAGCAAUCGAGGUCAUACCGCAAGAAAUAGGGGAGUUUGCUUUCCACAAUGGAGUUCUGAUUCCCCACCAGGACUACUUGUACGGAUCCUCGGAGACUGGUGAACCCUUCAUCGUGGGAAAAAAGCUAGCUGGGCAGGACUACUCGGCAUGGGAAGCUGGAUAUGAGAAGUUCGCAAAGUUAGAGUCACUGACAUUUGGCGAUUCGGGUUCGAGGUCGACUUGGUCUUGGUCCUUCGAAGAACCAAAGGCCUCCAGAAGCUCAAAUUGGUUGAAGCUAUUGCUUUGGCUCAUUCUCGGCACCAUGUGCCUCCUUAUGCUCAGCUAUCUUGUACGCAAGAUUGUGAGCAGAUUCUCGUGCCAAAAACGCGACAACAAAGAGGGGAUUCUGGCAAACCCAACCAGCGAUAUUGAUGCGGAGAACGCAAAGUUGAACCUCCUGUGGCGAACCACUCUGAUCAGCAUGUACCGAGAGCGAAAGAGCGAGAACUUGUUGCUCAAGAGCGCACUUGAAACACUGAAGGCGGAGCAUGCUGACAAAUUCGCUGAGCAACAGAGGGAGAUGGACAACCUAAGGCAGAUGCUCGACACGCAAAAAAUACUUGCACAGAAUCUGGGGAACUCAGAUCACGCAGUUGCAGCGGAAAACACCACGACUAAAGAUCCGUUGGGUGGCGGCCAGCCGGAAUCUGAUGUGAUGCCAGAGGAGGCGGUAGCUGGAAGCCAGGACGGAGUCGUUGACCUCCCUGUGGAGAGCUCGGAGGGCGAGCAAGCCAUGGCAGAGGCGGGUUUAGACGAUGAUGAGAAGACAGGCGCGAUAGAGCAGGAUGAUGAUACUCCUGCACUUGACAACGAAUCUCCUGGCCCAAAAAUGGGGAAGAACGGGAAACCACGAAUCCCGCGGGCAAACAGGAGAGCUGAUGGAAGCAUCCGGACUCCAUCGCAUCCGGACUACGUUCCUUUGGAAGAAGCCCCGUCCCGGCUGGGUGAUCGCCCAUUCCGCGGUCCUGGCCGUGGCAAUGGCUGGAAAAGACGACGUGGUGGCGGUGGUGGCUGGAAUGAUGGUGCACGUUUCGGUUGGAUAGGUGGCAGAGGUGGUGGAGGAGGAGGGGGAAGAGGGGGAAUGACUUGGGAUAAUGGACAGUCGAGCCAAGGAAGUGGCCACUAA